Molecule: messenger RNA, 1332 nt
Organism: Scleropages formosus (Asian bonytongue)
Lineage: Eukaryota; Metazoa; Chordata; Actinopteri; Osteoglossiformes; Osteoglossidae
Gene: fas
Product: Fas cell surface death receptor
Exons: 9
Coding region: 68-1030 (320 amino acids)
Biological process (GO): regulation of stress-activated MAPK cascade; negative regulation of apoptotic process; necroptotic signaling pathway
Cellular component (GO): CD95 death-inducing signaling complex; membrane raft; external side of plasma membrane
Molecular function (GO): protein binding; tumor necrosis factor receptor activity
Source: RefSeq, a predicted model, not a curated record
AACACUAGUCACCCUGUUGUUGAAGAACACAGAGCUGUCGGCGAAGGAAAAGACAAAGUCAGCGACAAUGUCUCUUUAUACAGCGCUUCUCUUUCUGCUGGUUUCUGAGGUACUGGUCACGCGGGCGUCUCGCGACGGGCCCCCCGGCGCGGACGGGUCGCGUGCUGGCGCGCGACGGAAGCGGCAGGAGUGUCGCUAUGGGGAUUAUAACCACAAGGACAACAUCUGCUGCAGCUGCCCUGCUGGGGAAUAUGUUGAAAAACACUGUACUCAGAACAACCCGACCAGCACAAAGUGUCUCAAAUGUGAUGAAGGAUUUUACACCGCAUCUAGUAAUUCCUUGGAGAGCUGCGAACGGUGCCGCUCGUGUAAUGAGAACUUGCUUCAGGAAGUGGAGAUCAAUUGUACUUACACUAAGAAUGCAGAGUGUAAAUGUAUGGAAGGACACUACUGUGCCGAACAUGAAUGCAAAAGCUGUUUGCCUUGUGACAAGUGUGACGGCCGUAAGAUUGUACAACCGUGCACAAAUAAAAGUAACACUAUCUGUGAACGUCAGGAUCAGAGAACAGAUCACAGUACCGCCAUUGCUGUUGCUUUUGCAGUUCUUAUAAUUUUAAUUGCAUUACUAUCAAUGGCUUGGUGUAUUUGGAAAAAAAAAUGUACAAGAGGUCCUCUACAGCCUCCAGACGAACCCGAUGAGUAUGAUAAGAUGAACCCUCUUCUGAGAGAUAUUGACCUCAGCCCCCACCUUUACACUAUUGUGGAUGAACUUGGACACAAGACGGUCAAAGAAUUAGCUAUUCGAAGCGGGAUCGCACAGGCCACAAUCGAUAUGCACGUCGACAGCUAUCCGAAUAACAUACGGGAGCAGUGCUACAACAUACUGAAGGACUGGUAUGAAAGGCAGGGUCUUGAAAAUGCCUGCAAUGUGUUAAAUAACGAGCUCAGGAAAAUGGGCCAGAAAACAUCUGCAGACAAACUAAUCCAAACAUUUAGCAAACACGUUAAUAAAAACAAGGAGUCGGCUUGAAUAAAAUUUGAAGGGAUGAUCAUGACUGCCCCUGCAAGAGUACAUCAUCCAGAACUCAUCACUCUUCUGUUACUGGAAUUGAGAGCAUCACCCACUGGGCCCGCGGGUCAUGGCUCCCUCCCUCUGCAUCCCGGAGUUAUCUGAGAAGCACAGUGAUGCUCAGUUGAAUCCGUUGUCACAUGAGUUGGUUAACACAGUUUUACAGAUUCUGGAUACAUGAACUGAACACUAAAUGUGCAGUAACUGCAUGAUGUUCUGGAUUAAGGCCCUUUGUUUAAAAAAAAAAAAAAAAAAAAGAGACU